AUGUUUGAGUAUGAGUCGGAGGACUUGCACACACCUAUGGGUUCCGAUGAUGAAGGUGAAGGCCACAAGUUUCCAGAGUUUGACGAUGACUAUGCUCACGGUCAGGGCAGAUUUGAGUUAGGGAUGAGGUUUGCAAGUGUUGAACGGUUUAAAGAUGUGGUGAAGGACUCAUUCAUUGCUGAAGGUAGGGAGGUAAAGUGGAUCAAAAAUGAUAGGGAGAGAGUGAGAGUGGGCUGCAAGGAUGAAGAAUACAAUUUCUUGGUUCAUCUUUCUUACAACAAAACUCUGCAAUGUUACCAAAUUAAGACCUACCAGCCAGAGCAUAGUUGUGCAAGGGAUUUAGGGAGUAACGCAGCAGACCAGCAUUGGAUCAGCAGGAAAAUUGUGAAGAGGAUGGCUACCCAACCACACAUGACUACUAGGGAGGCAACUGAGUUCCUAAGGGAGGAAUUUUCUCUUGCUCUCCAUCCUAAAAUGGUGUAUAGAGCAGUGGUUGAGGCCAGGGAUAAGAUUAUGGGAAACGAGAAGGAACAAUACAAGAGGACAAGGGAUUAUUGUGAGCAGAUUUUAAGUUCUAAUCCAGGAUCUACUGCAAGGCUGGAACUUAUGACACUUCCUGAAGCUCCCCCUGUUUUCGACAAGAUAUACAUAUGCUUAGAUGCCUGUAAGCGAGGGUUCAAGGAAGGGUGUAGGCCUUUGCUGCACCUGGAUGGAUGCUUUCUCAAGACAUACUACAUGGGGUGGCUUUUAUCAGCAGUUGCCCAAGACGCGAACAACCAAUUUUAUGUGGUUGCAUAUGGGGUCGUCAGGGCUGAGACGAAGGAUGCCUGGAAAUGGUUCCUCACUAACCUUCAGGCAGACAUAGGAGACGACAUAAAUCAUGGCUGGAACUUCAUUUCAGAUCAACAAAAGGGUUUACUCCCUGCCUUAAAGGAAGUCAUGCCAAAAGCCAGGCACAGGAACUGCGUGAUGCAUAUGUGGAAGAACUUCGUUAAUAGAUUCAAAGAUCUAUACAUAAGAGAGGUUGUCUGGGAGUGUGCCAGAUGCACAACAGUUGCAGAGUUCAAAGACUGUAUGGAAGGGCUGAAGGCAGUGAAUCAGGGGGCUUGGGAAUACCUCUCCAAGUUUGAGCCAGAGACAUGGGUCAAGGCUUAUUUUUCACAUGGCCCGAAAGUUGAUAACCUCACCAACAACAUGUGUGAGGUGUUCAAUGCCAAAAUAGUUAACUAUCGCUGCAAGCCAAUCCUCACUAUGUGUGAAGAGAUCAGGUGUUACCUGAUGAGGAGGAUGGUAAACCACAAGCGGGUUUUGGAAAAUCACCCUGGUAAACUAGCACCAGUGCAGCAAAAACGGUUGGAAAAAUUACUGACUCUUAGCACAAAGUGGGUGGCAGAGUGGGUUGGAGAUAAUGAAAGAAAAAGGUUUGAGGUGAGCCGCAAAGGAGUCAAGGUUGAUGUGGACCUGAUUAAGUACACAUGCUCCUGCAAUCGAUGGCAACUUACUGGAAUGCCAUGCACACAUGCCCUUGCUGCUAUAAUGAAAAGGCGUGACAAGGCAGAAGAUUACGUGCACCCCUGGUUGUGUAUGGAAUCCAUAAAGAGGACUUACUCACAUUGCAUCAAACCAGUCCCCAGUGCAGAUUUCUGGCCCCGAACUGAAUACUCACAACCAGAACCCCCCAUCAUCAAGAGGCCUAUUGGCCGGUGGUGCGCGAAAUUGUGA
Messenger RNA from Arachis stenosperma, 1722 nucleotides. RefSeq lists its product as uncharacterized. Gene Ontology annotation, biological process: DNA transposition. Gene Ontology annotation, molecular function: transposase activity; DNA binding; zinc ion binding. The transcript has 3 exons. The record is from RefSeq and is a predicted model, not a curated record. The coding region runs from base 1 to 1722 and encodes 573 amino acids. Lineage: Eukaryota; Viridiplantae; Streptophyta; Magnoliopsida; Fabales; Fabaceae.